UGGAUCUUGUUAUAUUUUUUUAUGCAUUGUACAGUAUCUAGUGUACAAUAUUGAUUACUCAGAUAUAAAACAAAACAAAAUUAAUACCUGAAAAAAAAAACAAAUUGGUGGUAAAAGUCCCAUCUGUGGGCUGUUCAGAUUCUUGGAUAACAAGUUCAACGUAUCACAGUUUUAAAAUUUAUAGCGUAACAAAUUAGUGUGGUUUGUGUAAUAAUUAUGUUCAUUAACGAAAUUGAAUUUUCCGAUUCAUUUGCUCCAAAAUUUGUAAUCCUCUUGACAUGAGAGGCAAUAAACGUAGGGUUAUACGGUUGAACGACUACUCUGUGGACCUUAAAAAUCCAACCAAAAUCACUAAAAUAAUAAAAACUUCCAUAAACAACGGAGUAUUAUACUGGCAACACUUUCAAGCUGUCAGUCGCCAUUUUGAAUGUCGUGAGUUACAGUGCGAGAAUUGUGCUCCCGACCUUUUUGAUAAAUAGUUAGUCCAAAUGUCAGAUAUCGGUGCAUCUUUUCUGUGAUUUGUGUAUAUCGUUAGAAUGCCAAGAAGCAGAAGAACUGUACAGUUGAGCGAAGAAGAGAAGAAAAAACGUAGGCGUGAACAAAAAAAAUGAGUAUGCGCAGAAGCCGUGCGAAAUUAGAUACAGCCGCUAUUGAAGACAGGCGUAGGAAAGAUAGGGAGAGAUACCAAAAAAAAAAGAGGAAGGACUAGUGAAAUCAAUUAAGGACUUUACCCCAAGAGAACAGAGGAAGAUUCGAAAAGUGUGGCGGGAAAAAUCUAAGAUAAGGCGUGAGAAGGCAAAAUUAACAAAACGGACGGAGGAAAUAUUAAGAGAAGAAACACCUUCAUCCAGUCCGAGUACAUCGUUUUCACGAAUAGCUGUAGGAAGGAAGGUCAGCGCACGAAAUAGACGCCUAUUAAAAGCUAAAAAUAUGCGUCUGUCAAAAAGAUUGGAUGGUCUUGAGAAAAAAUUGGCUAAAUAUAGGAUGCGUUUAUUAAGACUAAAAAGGAAGAAAGAUGAUAAGACUGAAAAUCGAAGGGAGGCAAUACGAAAGCAAAUUACAGAAUUCUUACUUGACGAUGAAAAUAGUAGAUUAACAGCUGGGAAAAAGGAAACCAUUACGCGAAGACAAGUGAAAAAGCAAAUACGACUUUUGAAUGAUUCACUCUUUAACCUUCAUAAGACGUUUCUCAACAAAACGGGAGUAAUCGUAUCAUAUGAAACUUUUCGACGAUGUCGUCCAUUUUGGGUCGUUUUACCUAAAGCGGCUUCAAGAAACACUUGUUUGUGUGCUCUUCACGCGAAUAAUGAUUUUAUUGCACAAGCUUUACAUAAAGCAAAAAUAUUGCCUUAUUCAUCAGCCACUGAUGUUGCUAAAUCACUUUGCUGCAAUAAAAUUCUUAGUGUAUCUUGUUUAGAACGAAAAUGCUUACAAUGCCGCUCAAAGGAUAUUGAUAUUGAUAGCACUGAUUUAAGUGACACAAUUAUUUACCAAAGAUGGAUUACAAAAAAUGUUACGGUGACUACUAGGGGUCAAGAAAAACAGUGUAAGAAAACAAUAAAAGAAACUGUAAGAACAACCCAACGAUUGCUAAUACAAGUUUUUCGAUCGAAUUUACCCAAAUUCAUGCAACAUUUAGCCAAUAUUAUCAACCAGUUUAAAGCUGUUCGCUUCAUAAAACAUAAUAUGUCACCCUCAGAAGGAUUACUUCAUAUCGACUUCUCAGAAAACUACGGAUGCAAAUAUGGGGAAGAAGUUCAGUCAGCACAUUUUGGCGGAUCCAAAGCUCAACUUUCCCUGCACACAUGUGUUUAUUAUUCAAGCGACUCUCACCCUCCGGAGAACCGAGUAAAAGCAACAUCAUUUUGUACUGUGUCUGAAAAUUUGAGACAUGACCCAGUCCUUAUCUGCGCUCAUCUUAAGCCCGUAAUAGAGAAAAUGAAAUCCUUGACGCCAGCCUUAUCCUUCCUGCAUAUAUUAAGUGAUGGACCAUCCACCCAAUACAGAAAUAAAACUAUGUUCUUUAUGAUCGCCAAAUAUAUAAGUAAAAUUUCUCAAGCUGACACUAUUAUUUGGCACUUUAGUGAGGCAGGCCAUGGCAAGGGGGCACCUGAUGGCGUUGGUGGGUGCAUCAAACGCGUAUGUGAUAAUGCAGUCGCAAAUGGCAAGGACAUCACAGGAAUCGACGGUUUCUUUGAAUGCCUGAAACAUAAUAUUAAAAAUAUAAAUAUUAUUCGGAUUGAUGACGAGUUUGUUGAUGAAAUUCAACAAUUAGCAGCAGCUUGUAAACUGCGACCUUUCAGAGGAACAUUUCAGAUACAUCAAAUUGCGUGGAGCAAAAUAAAACCAGAUUUACUUCAGGCUAGGAGAUUAAGUUGUAUAACUUGUCCAGCUUAUGUUGAAUGUCCGCAUUAUAAACUAGGACAGAUCAUUAUGCCAAGUGUCACAAGUUUGAGAACUCAAUCAACAAGAGCCCAUUCUGAGCAACUUAAUUAUGUACCAGAUCUUUCGAAUUCAGCUGCAUCUAGUCCUGUCCGUUACAGUUUUGACUCUACCGGUCAUGUGUCUUCUGGCCAUUCAUAUCCUCCUAGGCCAGCUUCUUCUAAUUCAGAUCCUCCUAGGCCAGCGUCUUCUAAUUCAAAUCCUCCUAGCCCAGCUUCUUCUAAUUCACAUCCUCCUAGGCCAACUCCUAGUCCCCUAACGCCUGACGCUUCGACUGUCACUGGACCUAGAACGCCCCCAACACCAGAGCCUCCAACACAUAUACCUGAACCUCUUACACCUAGGAAGAGACCUUAUUUUCGUAAUACAUUCUGCGAUGACUCUGAUUUGGCCCCAAAAAAGAUAAAAAAAAACAUUGCAACAUUGAACAUUGAUGACGACAGUGAUGAAGAUAUUUUUUGA
This is a messenger RNA of Leguminivora glycinivorella, 2904 nucleotides long. RefSeq lists its product as uncharacterized. The coding region runs from base 931 to 2904 and encodes 657 amino acids. NCBI's taxonomy places the organism in Eukaryota, Metazoa, Arthropoda, Insecta, Lepidoptera, Tortricidae. The record is from RefSeq and is a predicted model, not a curated record. The transcript has 2 exons.